Alternaria conjuncta is the source of this 1806-nucleotide messenger RNA. RefSeq lists its product as uncharacterized. The transcript has 2 exons. The coding region runs from base 1 to 1806 and encodes 601 amino acids. The record is from RefSeq and is a predicted model, not a curated record. Gene Ontology annotation, biological process: biosynthetic process. Lineage: Eukaryota; Fungi; Ascomycota; Dothideomycetes; Pleosporales; Pleosporaceae. Gene Ontology annotation, molecular function: transaminase activity; pyridoxal phosphate binding.
AUGGCGCCGUACAACUCUGACCCGAGCUCUUUCCCCGAUCCAGUGGAUCUUACGCAUUUCCUGUCACGCAGCACGAGAGCGCGCGAAGCUUCUUCUGUCAAACAGUUCUACAAGUACUUCCAGAUUCCCGGCAUCGCCCAAUUAGCUGGAGGUCUCCCCAACGAUCACUAUUUCCCCUACGACACGCUCGAGGCCAAAGUCGCACAGCCGAACCGAUGGCAGCCAACGCCCAACAAGCCCGUCGAUCCGCCCGCCGACGAUCCUCCGACCGCCCAACUCGCGAAGACAUGCAUCGCAGAGCGUAGAGAGAAGGAGCCACCUGCGUCGCGCCUCGUCGUACCCAAGUACUCCAAUGUGCCAGAUCCCCUGCGCAUGAUCGACCUGAAGUCUGCACUGCAAUACGGCCAGGCUCUGGGAUACCCCGCACUAUACCAGUUCAUUCGGCAGUUCACGAGGGAGAACCUACAUCCUUUCGUCCCAUACAAGAACGGGCCAGAGGUCAUCUUGACCUGCGGCUCUACCGAUGGCUUCUCCAAGACGCUGACAGCGCUCAGCAAUGAGUGGUCAGCCGAACAUGACCCUGUCGACGAGAGGCCAGGGCUGCUGUGCGAGACAUAUUGCUAUAUGAACGCCAUCCAGACCGCCCGGCCACGAGGCUUCAACAUUGCGCCAGUAGCCAUCGACGACGAGGGAAUGAUGGCGCAUGGAAAGGGUGGUCUGCAAGAUGUUCUAGAGAACUGGGACUACUCAAAGGGCCGCCGCCCACAUGUCAUGUACACCGUCACCAUUGGCCAGAACCCCACAUCAGGCACCUUAUCGGUACAGCGCAGAACCGAGAUUUACGCUCUCUGCGUCAAGUACGACAUUAUCAUCGUCGAGGAUGACCCAUACUGGUACCUGCAGUACCCGUCCUCGUCGCCUAGCAGCGUUCCUCCCAAGCCUACUAAAUCUUCUGGCUUCGAAUUCCUGGACAGUCUCAUUCCUUCAUACCUCAGCGUAGACUACCAGGGUCGCGUUGUUCGUCUCGAUACCUUCUCCAAGACGGUAGCCCCCGGGUGCCGUCUUGGUUGGAUCACCGCGCAGCCUGCACUCGUAGAACGUCUCCUCCGCAUUACCGAGACCUCGACCCAGCAGCCCUCAGGCUUCGUGCAGUCCAUGAUGGCAGAACUGCUCAUGGGUCCUCAAGCCUCGAACGAUCCUGGUAAGGGCGGCGCAGCCGAUGGCAGUGGCUGGAAAGUGGAUGGAUGGGUGCGCUGGCUGGAAGGCCUCCGAGGCAACUAUGAGCGUCGCAUGCAGAAGAUGUGCGACACACUGGACGCUGGAAAGGAGGCUGUAAAAGCUGGCCGCCGGAGGAGUCUCGUCGACGUCGCUGACGAAGAGGAUGACUGGGCCGUGGUCGAGAAGACGCAGAUCUACUCCUUCGUUCGACCUCUUGGCGGCAUGUUCGUGUGGGUGCGCUUCGACUUCGCGUCCCACCCGCUCGCCAAGCAGGUACCUGCCGCCCGCCUUUCUAGGGCUCUGUGGGUCUUCUGGACCUCGAAACCCUACCUAUGUCUCGUAGCUCCCGGUACAAUGUUCGCAGCCAACGAGGAGAUCAAGGCAAUGGACAGCUUCAACUGCUUCCGGUUGUGCUUCGCCGCAUGCCCUGCGGAAGAUGUAGAUGAUAUCAGCAAGAGGUUUGUAGAUGGCGCGCAAGCAUUCUGGAGGAUUAAGAGCAAGAGUAAGAUUGACAAAUUAUUGGAAGAGGAGGAGGUAGCGGGCGUGGAUCACGUUGCGGGUAUGGCGGUAUUGACCGGGAUGUGUUAA